Engraulis encrasicolus (European anchovy) is the source of this 5693-nucleotide messenger RNA. It is a transcript of the gene irf2bp1, whose product is annotated as interferon regulatory factor 2 binding protein 1. The transcript has 2 exons. The record is from RefSeq and is a predicted model, not a curated record. Gene Ontology annotation, molecular function: transcription corepressor activity. Gene Ontology annotation, biological process: regulation of transcription by RNA polymerase II. NCBI's taxonomy places the organism in Eukaryota, Metazoa, Chordata, Actinopteri, Clupeiformes, Engraulidae. The coding region runs from base 1105 to 3099 and encodes 664 amino acids. Gene Ontology annotation, cellular component: nucleus.
ACCCAAAACACCCUCUCUGAGACCUUCCCUGUCUAAGUAAAUAUUAGAUUAAACUUUAUAAUUAAAAUCUGGCUGUAUGUUCGCAAAAUAUUCAUAUUGGAUAUCAUUGUCUGUUUGUAACCUAAAGGGGAAAAUGUUUAUCAUAAUCACUGCACAGAACCCACGCUUACAUAAGGCCUUCAGGAAUGUCGGCCGCACCUGCGCAUUUCUCACUACCAAACGAAGCAGAUCAUCGGUGGGAAAAGAGGAAGUGAUGCAAGCAUCGACUUUUGCAAAGUGUGCUGGGAAUUGAAGUUGUUAUUGAAAACGCCAGUUGUUGUUUUUAAAGUUUAAACAGCUUGAAACAUCACAGCUAUCGACAAAAAGAAGGCGUAGAGCAAUCGCUACCCAAUAUAAUGAACAGCCUGUGAAUUGGGAACUGUCAUAAGGUAGGCUAAUCGAACACCAAGCGCCAGAAUGAAGCUGUCUCUCCUGAACGCUGCCAAACGCAAGCUUAAAACCAUGCGUGUUGUCUGAUAGUCUUCAACUACAUCAGACGUUCUAGUGGUAUUUAUACGUGACAAAUGAAUCUUGCUUAAAUGUUACGCUCAUCUGAUAUAGGCUAAAUUAGUUUGAAAUAAACGAGGACUGCUGCAAAAGGGACGGUGUUAUGAGCGCGCCCUUCCACAUUGUCGCCUUCCAAACAAGUUGUUUAGCCUACGACGACUAGGCUACUUUAAUGCAAGAUAGUUUCUCGUUUCGUGACAUGUCUUUAGUCGCAUGUAUGUGAAUACACGGCAGAUUAUAGCUACACAAAACCGUUUACGGUGGAUGACAACUGUCCUGCGUAGAGUGCUGUGAAAACAGAACUCCAUAACCCAGAAUGCACCUCCGCAUAGUUGUGUAAGUUUCCAGCCUCUUCCAGGAGAAACUCUUCGGGGGCGCAGGCGGUUGUUGAGAAAACAUAAAGUGUGGAUAAAAACCAAUAAAAUAUCUUCAAAGUUGUUAGCGAGUUCACUCCUUCGGGAGAAAAGGACACGAUUUCACACCGACGACUUUGGAGGUUGACUUAAACGCUAUAUUGGCGGGAUUCGAGAGCGUGGAAAGAAGAGGGGCCUGUCAAAUAUGUCCUCCUCUUCACAGGCAUCUUCCAGGCGGCAAUGGUGCUACCUUUGCGAUUUGCCCAAGAUGCCUUGGGCCAUGAUUUGGGACUUUAGCGAGGCCGUGUGCCGGGGAUGUGUGAACUACGAAGGGGCGGACAGAAUCGAGCUCCUUAUCGAGACAGCGCGGCAGCUGAAGCGAACACAUGUAAUGCAGGAUGGCCGCUCGCCCGGCCCACCGUCUGGUAAACACGGCCCAGGUGGCAAAGACGGACCCAUCGAGGGGGUCAGGCAGCCACCAGAGCGCUUCGAAAGAGGAAGAGGAGAUUACGGGGUGCCAGCACGACUUCCCAACGGCCUCCCAAGACUAGAAGACGGCGUCCCACAAGAGGUUAGUAGACAGAGCCCCAAUGCCAGAAGAAUGACCAUGAUGGGCACCGUCCCGCCCAACCUGAUGGCACAGAGCCUGGUGGGCACCCCCCAUGGCCUGCUGGCAGCCGUGCCUGGCCUGAGCGCCCGGCCCGGUGGCACCCCACUCACCAUCUCGGGCCCCAUGCUGAGCGAGAUGACAAAGAGGCAGGUGCUGGGCGUGGGUCCCUUCAUCAGUCCUGAGAUGGAGAAGGAACUGAAGGACAAGCACCGCAGCGCAGAGGCCCUGAACGAGCUGUCGGAGAGCGUGCGCAACCGGGCCGAGGAGUGGGCCGGACGCCCCAAGCCCAUCCGUGACACCCUGGUGGCCCUGACCAGCUCCACGCCCUUCAAUGUGCGCUUCAAGAAGGACCACGGCCUGGUGGGACGCAUCUUUGCCUUUGAUGCCAAGAUUCCCGGGCAGGGGCCGGAGCCCGCGGAGCUGAAGGUGUUCGUGGAGUACCCCUGCGGCACUGGCGUGGUCUUCUCCAGCCUUGUCACCCUGGUCAAGCAGAUGUUCCACGAUUGCCAGAAGGACGCCGGCAAAGUCAUCACCUCAGGCCUCAAGUACGUGGAGUACGAGAAGCGGCACGGCUCGGGCGACUGGCGCCUGCUCACCGAGCUGCUCAGUGACGGCGUGCGCGCCUUCAAGGAGGCCCCCAACCCUGACGCCCUCCCACAGCCUUACCUGGACGCCAACUGCGCCAUCCUGCCCACUGCCAUCGUCCAGAUGGGCCGCCCGGGCUCCGGGCCCGCCGGCAUGUCCCGGGUGCGCCGGCGUAAACCCUCCCCCGAGCCAGAGGGUGGCGGCGGAGGCCCAGGUGUCGGAGUGGUGGAGCGCAUCACAGAGGAACAGCUGCGGCAGCACUGGGCACUGGGUGGCUACCCGCAGAUGAUCCACAUGGCCGCCGCGGCAGCAGCGGCCGCCUCCAUGCCCAACGCGGGGCAGCCCCCGCCCGAAGGCCUGGUGGUGCACGGCAUGGGCGGCCCGUCCGGCAGCGACCCCUCCCCCAUCACGGCGCUCAUGAACGUGGCUGACAAUGCGGGCGGCGCGUCAGGCCAGUCGCCCAAAGACGCCCCUCCCGGCUCCUCGGGCAUGCCCCACCCGUCCUCCGCCCUGGCGUCUUCGUCCUCCGCCAGCUCCACGCUACGCCAGACCAGCAGCAGCCCCAUGGCGGCGUCCCCGGCCGGUCAGCGGCGCCUGGCGUCCAGAAACGGCGAGCCGGGGUCUGUGGUGGGUGGCGGCAGCGGCUCCGGUCCGGCAGGGGCGGCCACGGCGGGCGCCAUGCCCUCGGAGCAGGCUGCAGGCAUUGCCAGCGGAGAUGCGGCGGGCGCCGGGGGCAGCGGCGGUGCCCCGCUCUGCUGCACGCUCUGCCGGGAGCGGCUGGAGGACACACACUUUGUGCAGUGCCCCUCCGUGCCGGGCCACAAGUUCUGCUUCCCGUGCACGCGCGACUUCAUCCGCGGCCAGGGCUCCGGCAGCGAGGUCUACUGCCCCAGCGGGGACAAGUGCCCCCUGGUGGGCUCCAACGUGCCCUGGGCCUUCAUGCAGGGGGAGAUCUCCACCAUCCUGGCCGGAGACGUCAAGGUGAAGAAGGAGAGAGACCCGUAACCAGAAGCACCCCUCCAACAGCCCUCCUCCCCUGCGGACAGAGGGUCCCAUUCCUCCACGGAGCAAACUGCAGCCUUGAACCCCAAAGAAGCUGUGAUCCCCACGCACGGCAGUUAGCACUGAAGAGAUGCCGUCAGUCAAGCAGGUCCUCUUCCUCUCUCACCCAGCCAAUCACCCUCCACCUUCCUCCCCCCUUCAGGGAGGGGCUAUCUUUUAGACCCCUCCCCUGAAUCAGGUCUGGAGGACACCUGCGGUUUUCUCUGACCUUAAAAAAAAAAGAACUUUAUAUGCUCUUAUUGCCGCCCAAAAAUGUCAAGUCUGUAUGUUUAAACAAAAAAAAAGCAAAAUCAUAAGUAUUGUCAAAUAUUUAGGCAAAACCGUAUAUAGUUGUAGGCUAUAUGAAAGUAUACUCUAAUUUAACCUUACAUGUAAUGUACUCCUGCCCCAUGACACUGGGUAGCCUAUGUUUUUUUUGGAGAACCAAAAAAAAUCGCACCUCAAGGACUAUUCGACUAUCUGUCUCUUUUUCGAGAAUGAAUGCAGACAUCACUGAAUGUCCCCACACACCCCUGACAGGCGUACUCUGUGUGGGAGGGCAAAGCUAGCGUCGCUCUUUGCCCCCUUGACAGCAACACAACCGCUUAGGUCAGGUGCACUGUCAUGCAGUCACACACACACACACAAACACACACACGCGUACGUUCCUACAUCUGGUUAUGCUGACUAAUGCCGGUUCAGAUAGGGGAAGGAAGCCAGCUUAGCCGUCUGCGAACAUACAGAGCAAACAGAAACCGUUACCCACCCAACACACAUUUACAGACAACAGAAGAAUGCUUUCACCAUAUCCCAGCCAUGCCUAUUUCAAGUCCAGCAUGUAUGAUAUAAAUCUCUCUUUAUAUUUGAUAUACUGUAUGUAGAUUGUAACGGGGAAAAAAAACGUGAGAAAGAAUAUAUAUAACAUCCCUUCCAAUGGUUCUAGAAGUGCAAUCUCUAGUUUUGAUACUUUAUACCGCUUUAAGUACCACUAUGUACACGAGUGAAUAGAAAACCAAAGAUAGAUUCUUGCAGAGAUCCGUGCAUAAUACAACGCUGUAGCGUAUAUUUUUGUGGUAAAAUGGCUUUUUAUUUCAUUGAUAAACAGGGAAGUUCUAUGGGGAAUCGUGUUUCUGUCCUGUAGAGGGGACGCAGUACAUUGUAUGUUGCUCACGUAAAUGAGUAUAUUUGUAUAACCCCUUUUUUUGCCAGUGAAGUUGAGAAAACCAACGACACAGGUGUGAUGAUUUGGUGAAAUGUACAAAAAAAAUGUGAUGACAUUGUUUAAUUUUCUACAAUUCUACAAGGUCUAGAUAUUAUAUAUUUUUAUUUCAACCGUAUGACAUGUUGAAAGGCAUACUUUCUCAAGACAGGGAGAUGCCAAAAUGUUUUGAUCUAAAGACAUUUCGCGAGUACUUUUACAUGUAAUGACUUUUCAGACACGUGUACUGUUAAAACUCUUGAUGCCCUGGAUAUAUGAUAUGGUAAUGUAUAUGUAAACAUACCUUCUCUCAAACACUUUAAUUCUCUCUCUGUAAAAUGUUCAAUCUGCUUUUUUUGUGGUAAGGCUCCAAUUAUAUUUAAAUUAAAAGAGCGACAGGCUUUUGACAAUCCCUAAAUAAAGGCGGUCUGACGUCCACAAUGGCCAGAAGUCAACCAACCACCCGACUUGCGUCUCCUUCUCUGACACUCCUGCUCAACAAAUUAUUGCAGGUAUACGUAGGGUGCAAUUUGUUAUAUAAAAAAAAAAAAAAAACGGAAUGGGGGAUGUUUUCAGUAAGAUUUUAAGCAACAUCAACGGAUUCGCAUUAAACUUGAGAUUUAAGAUUGUUUAUAGAAGUGUAGAUGUCAAAACCAGAAAGAGAGAAAUGUACACUGAUUCAAUUUACAAUGAUUACAAUGAUGUGUUUUUCAUCUACCUUAUCCUAUGUGUUAAAACGUUUUCACAAAAUAUCAUAACAUUUGUGAAUGGGGAAAAGGUGUUUUUAAUAUACAUCACACAGAGUAUGUAUAUUAUGGAGUCUAAGGAAUACAAAAACUUAAUUAUAUUGACUUGGGAAGUCAUGGGUAAGCUGUUAGGGCGUCAGACUUGUAGCCCAGGGGUUGCUGGUUCGAUGCUCGACCCGCCAGGUUGGUGGCAGUGGAGUACUGUGUCACAAUGACCACUGGAGUUUCCCAGGUGAUAUGAGCUUUCACUUUCACCUUAGUGUUGUCAGUAAAUCUCUUGUUACAACAGCCCCUCCACUAUACAGGGCACCCCAAAAAUGUACACACACUUCAAAUAAUUAUAAAGUGUUUUUUUUUUUUUUUUCAAUGUUUUUUACAACUCUUACAAAUGAUUUUUUGUUCUCAAAAUGUCAUCCAUCCAGUUCUAGGCACUGCUGACAACGCGAUUCACACACAAUGCUCUUUGGAUUUUUGUGAUUUCACUUUCAGUGACUGUUGCCGGUUUCCCGGGAUAGACUUUAGACAUCAGUUUGAGACAAAACAUUGAAGUCAUGUCUGUAUUGUAUUACACUUUUUUUUUUUUUUUUACAAAUUACAUUACUAUUGAUAAAUGA